Molecule: messenger RNA, 1008 nt
Organism: Ictalurus punctatus (channel catfish)
Lineage: Eukaryota; Metazoa; Chordata; Actinopteri; Siluriformes; Ictaluridae
Gene: pebp1
Product: phosphatidylethanolamine binding protein 1
Biological process (GO): negative regulation of MAPK cascade
Source: RefSeq, marked provisional
CUGCGAGCGGUUGCGUUUCUGUCAGUGCGAAUAAUAAUUUAAAAACAUGCCGGUGGAUAUCGAGCAGUGGACGGGUCCUCUCUCCCUCACUGAGGUGGAGGAAAAGCCGAGCAAACCCCUAACGGUUAAAUACGGCAGUGUGGAGAUUGACGAGUUGGGGAAAGUGCUCACACCCACUAAGGUGCAGAAUCGGCCCACAGUGAUCGAGUGGGAAGGCUGCGACUCGAGCAAGCUGUACACUUUAGCCAUGACUGAUCCGGACGCUCCGAGCAGGAAAGACCCCAAAUUCAGAGAAUGGCAUCACUUUCUCGUGGUGAACGUGAAAGGGAACGACGUCUCCAGCGGGUGCGUGAUGUCCGACUACGUGGGUUCUGGUCCCCCGAAAGGAACCGGCCUCCAUCGUUACGUGUGGUUGGUGUACGAGCAGUCGGGAACGGUGAACUGCACCGAACGCGUCCUGACCAACCGCUCCGGAGACAACCGCGGGAAAUUCAAAAUCCAAAACUUCCGCAAGAAAUACGGCCUGGGCGCGCCGGUGGCCGGGACCUGCUACCAGGCCGAGUGGGACGACUACGUCCCCAAACUCUACGAGCAGCUAGCGGGGAAAUAAUCAGGGAUUUGUAAACAAAAUAAGUAAACGAGUGCGACGGCAUCCGAUGGGAUACGUGUUGCUAUGCAGAUUUAAUUUGGCGGUGUGAUGUCACUGAUUGUCGUUAGGCUCUCUGUGAUCGGUUGAAAUGUCUUACGGAGAAAAAAAAAAACGUUUAGAAAUUUCAAAUCAUAUCCCACCUCAAAGCAAUCAGUGAAAUCACGUUGAAUCCGGAGUCUUGCCUUGCUUUCAACAUGUUGCACUUAACAGGGGGGGCAUUUACUUAAUUCCCCCCCCCCCCCCCCCCCUUCUUCUUCUUUAAUUUAUAAUCCCUAAUGUUAGCUUUUGUUCCGCCCCUCGAACACACCGCUUUAACGUCACGUCCUCGUUAAACAAACGAAUAAAGAAAAACGCAUUCA